This is a messenger RNA of Rotaria socialis, 861 nucleotides long. NCBI's taxonomy places the organism in Eukaryota, Metazoa, Rotifera, Eurotatoria, Philodinida, Philodinidae. The record is from the annotation of a GenBank genome assembly.
AUGGGCGACCGUCAAUUAUUCCUCGGAAAUUUAUGUACUGUAACAUUAGAAACAUUAAGAACAUAUUGUGAAAAAUAUGGUACCAUUAUUGAUCUUACACUGAAUCGAGAUAAAGAUAAUAAUAUUUAUCAUUGCUUUGCUUUUAUUACAUUUCAAUCGUCAUGUUCUAUAACACAAUUUAUGUCUGCACGACCUCAUCUAAUUAACGAUGAAGAAAUAUUUGUUAAACGAGCAUUACCACGAUUGACAGCGUCAAUCCCUGAACGACUAGUUGUGACUAAUCGAUUAUUAUUAUCGAAAUCAACUAAUUAUGACAAAGAAAGUCUUCGAAAUUAUUUCAAUAAAUUAGGUUCAAUAAAAAAAUUUCAUUAUGAAAAGGGUUUGAUCGAUUACAAGGAUUAUGAUGAUGUUGACAAAAUUCUACUUACUCGACCGCAUUACAUCGAAGGUAAAGAAAUAUUCGUUACUAAAUUCAUUCCAAAUGAACAACAAGAUCCUGAGAUUGUUAAUCAACAGCCUGAUCGAAGCCUACUCAAAAAUGAAGAGAAAAGUUUAAAAAUUAAAUAUAAAUAUCUUGAAAAACAAUUUGAAGAAUAUAAACAAAUAAAAGACAAAGAAAUAAAUGCUUUAAGAAAAGAAUUAGAAAAUAUAAAAGAAGAACUAUCUGAUAUAACACAAGUAAAAUUAGAUAGGUUAAUAAGAAAUCAACAACUAUUUCAUCGUCAAUUACUACUCUGUUUAAAUCCGAAUUCAGAUUUAAUUCAUGCCCAAAUGUGUGACGAUUUUCUUCGAUCAGCACCAUAUAAAAAACGUAAAACAACAACAUCUUUGAUUGAUAAUCAAUCUCAAUAUUUAACAUAA